AUGAUUUUUUCACCUUAUUUAGUUUAUUCAUUAUCAAAAGCAAAUAACUUUUUAUCUUAUAAUAAAUGUAUGCAAAGAAUGAAAUGUCCAGUCACUCGUAAGGAAGAGUGUAGUGAAGAAUGUCAUGCAGGUAAUACUGAAGAAGAAAUUGAAGAACAUAAAGAAAUAAUAAUCGGCGAACAUCGAAAUUCAUUUCGGAAAAAACCUAAACCAAAAUUUGAUGAUGAAGAAUUAAAAAAUUUAACAAUAAAAAAUGAUUUCUAA
This is a messenger RNA of Adineta steineri, 264 nucleotides long. The record is from the annotation of a GenBank genome assembly. NCBI's taxonomy places the organism in Eukaryota, Metazoa, Rotifera, Eurotatoria, Adinetida, Adinetidae.